Messenger RNA from Erinaceus europaeus (western European hedgehog), 5235 nucleotides. It is a transcript of the gene PALS1, whose product is annotated as protein associated with LIN7 1, MAGUK p55 family member. The coding region runs from base 295 to 2322 and encodes 675 amino acids. NCBI's taxonomy places the organism in Eukaryota, Metazoa, Chordata, Mammalia, Eulipotyphla, Erinaceidae. The transcript is spliced from 14 exons. Gene Ontology annotation, cellular component: plasma membrane; adherens junction. Gene Ontology annotation, molecular function: protein binding. Gene Ontology annotation, biological process: generation of neurons; morphogenesis of an epithelial sheet; protein localization to plasma membrane. The record is from RefSeq and is a predicted model, not a curated record.
CGGGGGCUGAGGACUGUGAGGUGGGGAAUCGGGAGUUUCGGGAGUCUUUAUCCGGUAUUUUAAGAGCAGUUGGAGAGCUGUCGGGUCUGCAGUGUUCUGGAGCGGCCGUGGCGGGAGGCUCGGCGGCCGCCGUGGCGCAGAGAUUUUCUUCAUGGAUACCAUUGUUGUGUGAUGUAAGAAGUUUGUGGUGGUGUUUUUUGCUUUUGAAGUAACAUGGAUUUUAUACUACAGAAUCAAGAGAUUGACUUUAUAAGAAAAUUUUGUUUAUAAAAGGAAAUACAGAUUUUUAUAAUCAUGACAACAUCCUAUAUAAAUGGGCAUGUUACCGAGGAAUCAGACAGUGAAGUGAAAAAUGUGGAUCUUGCAUCACCAGAGGAACAUCAGAAGCACCGAGAGAUGGCUGUUGACUGCCCUGGAGAUUUGGGCACUAGGAUGAUGCCAGUACGGCGAAGUGCACAGUUGGAGCGUAUUCGGCAGCAGCAGGAGGACAUGAGGCGCAGGCGAGAAGAAGAAGGAAAAAAGCAAGAACUUGAUCUUAAUUCUUCCAUGAGACUUAAGAAACUAGCUCAGAUUCCUCCAAAGACUGGAAUAGAUAAUCCUAUAUUUGACACAGAGGAAGGGAUUGUCUUAGAAAGUCCUCAUUAUGCUGUGAAAAUACUAGAAGUGGAAGACUUAUUCUCUUCACUUAAACAUAUCCAACAUACCUUGGUAGAUUCUCAGAGCCAGGAGGAUAUCUCACUGCUUUUACAACUUGUACAAAAUAAAGAUUUCCAGAAUGCAUUUAAGAUACACAACGCUGUCAUAGUGCACAUGAACAAGGCCAGCCCUCCAUUUCCUCUUAUCUCCAGUGCACAAGACCUUGCACAAGAGGUACAGACUCUUUUGAAGCUAGCCCACCACAAGGAAGGACAGGAAUUAACUGCCUUGCUGAAUGCACCACAUAUUCAGGCACUUCUAUUGGCCCAUGAUAAGGUGGCUGAACAGGAAAUGCAGCUAGAGCCCAUUACGGAUGAGAGAGUGUAUGAAAGCAUUGGCCAGUAUGGAGGAGAAACUGUAAAGAUAGUCCGUAUAGAAAAGGCUCGAGAUAUUCCAUUGGGGGCGACGGUUCGUAAUGAAAUGGAAUCCGUCAUCAUUAGUCGGAUAGUAAAAGGAGGUGCCGCAGAGAAAAGUGGUUUGUUACAUGAAGGAGAUGAAGUUUUGGAAAUUAAUGGCAUUGAAAUUCGGGGCAAAGAUGUCAAUGAGGUUUUUGACUUGUUGUCUGAUAUGCAUGGUACUUUGACAUUUGUUCUGAUUCCCAGUCAACAGAUUAAACCUCCUCCUGCCAAGGAAACAGUAAUCCAUGUCAAAGCUCAUUUUGACUAUGACCCCUCAGAUGAUCCUUAUGUUCCAUGUCGAGAAUUGGGUCUUUCUUUUCAAAAAGGGGAUAUACUUCAUGUCAUCAGUCAAGAAGAUCCAAAUUGGUGGCAAGCCUACAGGGAAGGAGAUGAAGAUAAUCAGCCUUUAGCUGGACUCGUUCCAGGGAAAAGCUUUCAGCAGCAAAGAGAAGCCAUGAAGCAAACUAUAGAAGAAGAUAAGGAGCCGGAAAAAUCAGGAAAACUGUGGUGUGCGAAGAAAAAUAAAAAGAAAAGGAAAAAAGUUUUGUAUAAUGCCAAUAAAAAUGAUGAUUAUGACAAUGAAGAGAUCUUGACUUAUGAGGAAAUGUCACUGUACCACCAACCAGCUAAUAGAAAACGGCCUAUCAUUUUGAUUGGUCCACAGAACUGUGGCCAGAAUGAAUUGCGUCAGAGGCUUAUGAACAAAGAAAAAGACCGCUUUGCAACUGCAGUUCCUCAUACCACUCGGAGUAGGAGAGAUCAUGAAGUCGCUGGUAGAGAUUAUCACUUUGUUUCACGGCAAGCAUUUGAAGCAGACUUAGCAGCUGGAAAGUUCAUUGAACAUGGUGAAUUUGAGAAAAAUUUUUAUGGAACAAGCAUAGAUUCUGUGCGGCAGGUGAUCAACUCUGGCAAAAUAUGCCUUCUAAGUCUUCGUACACAGUCAUUAAAGACUCUCCGGAAUUCAGACUUGAAGCCAUAUAUUAUCUUCAUUGCACCCCCUUCACAAGAAAGACUUCGGGCAUUAUUGGCCAAAGAGGGCAAGAAUCCAAAGCCUGAAGAAUUGAGAGAAAUUAUUGAGAAGACUCGAGAGAUGGAGCAGAACAAUGGCCACUACUUUGAUACUGCAAUUGUGAAUUCUGAUCUUGAUAAAGCUUAUCAGGAACUGCUUAGGUUAAUUAACAAACUUGAUACUGAACCUCAGUGGGUGCCAUCUACUUGGCUAAGGUGAAGGAAACAUCCAUUCUAUGGCAUUGUUGGACUUGAGUUGGCAGACUGCCAAUAGAAGAGCCCUGCUACUUCAGAGCAAGACUCUCAAGGUGGCAGACAGUAUGAACUGUCCUUAGAUCUCAAACUAGUGAGAACUCCCCUAGGCAACUUUAGCACAACUGUCUCUCUUCUCUGUACAUGGCGCCAGUCUCUUGCCUUUUGGGGGGUUCUAAAUGGAAACUCCUACAGAGCAGUUUGGCUUUAUUCAUGCAAAAACCUUUUCACCUUUGCCCUGCCUCAUAAUAGUUCUAUAAAGGAUGUGUAUGCACACAGCCCAUGUCUCACAUAGCUGUACAUUGAUGCUAAAUAGCCUCAUGGGAAUUUUGUGAGAGGACCCAUGCUACUGUCCGUUGGGCAAGGCAGCAGUAUUUGGUUAGAAAACUGGCUUAAAUCAUCAGAAAUACUUUCCUGGAAAAACAAAAACAAAUGGGUGUUACUUUGCCCUGGAGCUACUGGAAGGUUAAAUUCAUUUUUAUGUUAUUUGAUUUAAAAAAAAAAUCCAUUCCAUUAGAAGCACCUUUCUUAUAUUUUUUACCUGAAACAUUGGAAGAUCAAACUUCACUGUAGAUUCAUGAAUUGAUCUACUUAAAUACAUAAAACCUGUACUGAUCUUUUAAGAUAGGAUUUUCUGAAUGUUUUCCAUAAAAUUGCCAUAACUAACUUGAUAACCAUGCUUCCUUUCUCUGAUCUGCAUAGUACAAUGUGUAACAUAUUUAUGAGUGGGAGAUGUCCACCCAGUGGGCCAUAUACAGCCUGCAGAAUCAUUUGGUCUGGCCCUGCCAAGGCAAACAGCUGUAUUCAUAGAAAUACUAAGUGCUAAUUUUUAAGUUGAUAAUUUUGUAUGGCUCUGAGAAUGAUGUUAAUACUUAAAUGGCCCUUGGCAGAAAAAAAAAAGUUCCCCAACCUUGUUCUAGAUCAUACUAUUUAAAAAAUUUCUUCCCGAUAGUGUUUUUAUUUACAGAAGGAAACAUAGUAUUUUGAAGUUUCUCUUAAUAUAUAAGCACAGUAUAAUUUGAUGACUGUGUUAUAUGACUAGGUAAAUCAACUGGAAUUCAGUACUGUACUAUAUAAGGACAUUAGGUUGACAAAUGGUGAUUGGAAUUAAAGCACACAUUCUGGGGGGUAGGAGACAUGCAUAAUGGUUAUACAGAAAGACUUUCAUGCCUGAGACUCUGAGAUCACAGGUUCAAUUCCUACACCACCAUAUAAAAUAGAGCUUAACAGUGCUUUGGCAGUGGGGUGGAGGAGGCAUCCUGAGAAAUACGAUGGCAACUGGCUUGAAAUCAGAAGCUAAGGAUGACCUCAAAGUCAUUUAAACAUUUUAGGAAAAGAACAUUGGGAGUGGGGAGUUGUUGAGUACACAGAAAUGGGUUUUUAUCCUAACAAGGUCUAUUGCUUAUGACCAGAAUGCAACAGCUGGCUAAAUCAUAAAUGUUUAAACUAAUAGGAUAUUCACAGUGUCUCUAUAACUGUAGCCAUAAGACUCAACUUCUGUAGCUGAAAUGGAAAGUUAAUUUUCGUUAUCUUUAGGAAUAGUGUAAUGUGUGACAAACAGCCUCAAAUGUGAAUGUUCAGAUUUUAUUUUUAUUAUGACUUUAGAUACAGCAUUUCCCUAGGUAAACACUGGAGUAAUAAUGGAGUUGUCACUUAUUUAACAAAAGCAAAUGUUAAUAGUCUCAGUGUCAUGUAUAUAUUUGACUUUUCCUUCUACAUACUUUUUUUUCCCUUCUACCUACUUUUAUUUGAACAAAUGUAGACAGUAGCCUUUUUCUGUUUAAAUUUGCUUGACCAUGAAGUUUAAGUGUGUGUGUCUUCUGUAGAAAUAGUUUCAAGAUAAUGUUUCUAGUCAGAAGUAACAUUCCUGGGUUAAGGGGAGGAAUGUACUAUCUUUUCAGGUUUGAAACACUCCAGUUUAUGGCAAGAACAUUGAAAUGGCCCCAUGGAUUUUUUAACAAUGAGAACCAAGGAACUUAAAUGUUUGAAGUCUGUUUUCACUUCUACAAUGAAAAGUAGUUUAUGGUAGACAGUGGACUUCUGUGAGCUGCUUAUAAUAACUGACAGCUAUUUUCAACCUUCUGAUUUAAAAUGUUGGCUAGGUUAAACUGAGAUUUCAGGUAGUGUCAGUAAGUGGCUAUUGUUCAGUCCUGAGCCAGCAGAAAAUAGGGACAUUAGGUCCAGAUGCUAUCAAAUUUCAAGUGUCUUUAACAAACAAAUACCCUACAAGGCACAUGUUAUGCCAUAGUAUACUUUUAGGAAAUCUAAAAUGAUGGGAGGUUUCAAUAAAGUCCAAUACUUCUCAGAAUGGUAGAAAUGCUGUGUCCCAAUCUUUUCUCAGUCCUAGUGAAAGGGAUGUGCUGAUAUUCAACACAGCCCUAUGCAAAGUGAAAACUGAUUUGUUAAGACUCCUUUGAAAGAAGUGUGGCAAUAUACUUUAGAUACAUGUCUAGCCUUUCAGUCCCUCUUGUGGUUCUGAACAUGAGGCCUCAGUGUGGAGGAAGUUUUUAUCUGCUUAGAGGAAUGAAAUGCACAUGGAAAGUCAAAAUAAGGAAAGGGGAUCUUUACUAGAUUUUAUUAAAUCAGAAUAAACAAUAGUAUUUAGUCUAAUCCAGAUUUACUUUCUAUGAAAAUCUGUCUGGAUUUUUUUUUUUCCUUUUCUCGUGGCCUAAGAAUAAGUAUUGAUAAAUUUGAAUGUAAUUUUGUGAAUGUGUGUGGAAAAUAUAAACCAGGGACUUAACCUUAGUAAAGGUAAACAUUCUGACAUCUAUUGUUAAAUCCUCCUUUAUACUCUUACCUUGUAUCUGCACUCCUGUUAUUUUGAGAUGUCAUACUGCACACUGUAUUAUAAAAAUUAAAUUUUAUUUCAAAUUAAUAAAAG